Molecule: messenger RNA, 2118 nt
Organism: Macrobrachium nipponense
Lineage: Eukaryota; Metazoa; Arthropoda; Malacostraca; Decapoda; Palaemonidae
Product: facilitated trehalose transporter Tret1-like
Exons: 8
Coding region: 136-1662 (508 amino acids)
Biological process (GO): transmembrane transport
Cellular component (GO): membrane
Molecular function (GO): transmembrane transporter activity
Source: RefSeq, a predicted model, not a curated record
GGAGCGUUGUUGUCCAGUUCAGUGUCAAUGCCAACCGCACACAGUAAAGGUCUGCUGCUGCUUGGAGUGCUGGCUUCACUUGGCUAAAUAUCUAACCGCUUGAAUUCUAGGAUUUGACAUCGGCCUACAUACAACAUGGAGUUGAUAUCAUACGUAAACAAGUUGGAUAUGACGGAUGAGAACGAUAUGAAAAUACAAGCAAAUCCGCCGGCGAAUCAAAUAAAAGAUGAGAUGAACAAGGGAAAGGAGUCGCCGUCCGAGAGAGGAGUCAGAUAUGCUAAACAGCUAACUAUGGUCUUCGCAGCGGCCGUAGGUCACUUCAAUCUUGGUAUGGCCCUCGGGUGGCCAAAUGUACUCGCCUCGGGUCUUCAGACAAGCAACUCGACUCUAUUUGGGCCGCAGAUACAUUUUGAGGAUUGGGAGGUCGAUAUGGCUGCUGGCAUGCUUUUCUUCGCUACGAUACCGGGAUUUCCUUGCGCUGGGUGGAUAGUAGCUCGCAUCGGAAGGAGGAAAUCAAUGAUGCUUGUUGCAGUUCCUGGGGCGAUUGGAUGGGCACUCGUUCUUCUCGCCAUCAACUCUCCAAUGGUCCUCGUUGGAAGGUUCGCUGGAGGCCUCUGCUAUGCGCUGUUGGGAGCGUCAGUUCGGACCUACUUGGCAGAAAUAUCCGACGUAUCCAUCCGGGGCGCAGUCUCUUUGUCCACGGAGGUCAUGAAAGGCAUCGGAGCGGUCACUGUGAUUGGACUGGGGAUGGUACUGACGUGGUAUUAUGUGGCGGCAAUCCUCCUCGGCCAUCUGCUAUUUUACGGAGUCUGUGUGGUGCCUUUCCUUCCGGAAAGUCCGACGUACCUCGUUGUUCGCAACAGGGAAGAAGAAGCUCGCCGGCUGCUGAGGCUGUUGAGAGGUCCUGAUGUCAAUCUGGAUGAAGAGAUCAGGCGCCUGAGAGAAAUGAACACGAACGGGGCUUCCAGCAACGAAUGCUCGGGGGUUUUCACAAGGGAUGUCCUCAAAAAAUGCAUGGUAAUCUUUGGGUUGUUCCUCAUCUCAAACUUCUGCAGCACUGAGGUUAUAAAGGCCAAUGCUAUGCGCAUGCUCCAGACCUCUGGACUGGCACUGGAGAAAGACGUCAGCACCAUAUUGGUGUUCGUCCUGUUACUGGCCGGUAAUGUUACGCAAGCACUUAUCCUAGACAAAAUUGGACGUCGGAAGUGUAUUAUAGUAUCACUAAUCCUCAUUAUGCUUUCCUACGUCAUAUUAGGGGCAUAUACAUUUCUUUCCUCAUCAGAUAUCGACAUAGUGCUGCUGGAAACAGAGAAGAACAUCACUACAAUACUGGUUGAUGAAAGUUCUUCUGCAGGAAUCUCCUGGGACUGGAUGCCAACUGCGUGCCUUAUGACUGCCGCCUUUGCCAUCAGUCUGGGAAUAGGACCUAUCCCGUGGCUUCUCUCUGUCGAAUACUUUCCCACAAACAUAAGAUCCCAGGUCAUGAGCCUCUGCACCGCAGUUGGUAAUAUGUUCAGCUUCGCCUCCGUCCAGGUAUAUAGUCCUAUGCAAACUCUGCUGACGCCUGCUGGUCUGUACUGGAGUUACGCUUCUUUCGCCGCCAUUGGCAUUGUCUACACUUGUUUUAUUGUUACUGAGACCAAAGGGAAAAAUAUUGGCUGAGACGCAUAUUGGUGGGGCAUACCCAUAGCUUCCCUAGUUUUAAUAUGAGUGUGUAUUGUUUGGGCUCCAUGAUGUCAAGAAGUAAUGGAGAAGGUAAAAAUGCAUUUUAACUUCAAGACAAUUACUUCAAGCUCUUAGAAUUCAGUAAGAAGUUUGUGCUACAAGUUGUGUACAAAGCAAAAAUGCCUGCCUUUCAUUUUAUAUAGUUUUGUUUGAACGCACGAUAUAUGGAAACAAUGUGCCUUACUUGCCACAAGGAUUGUCUAAAGGAAAUCUCUCUAGGAUUAUUAUAAAGAAUAAUAAUGAAGAUUGUCUCCUACAAAACAGAAAAAAAAUGGAAAAUUAAAUUACGUUAUCAUUUUAGCAAAUUUAAAUGAUUUCUUAUUUAUUUUUUCAAUUUCUAAACAGAUCAUGGAAUGGCAUUUUGAUCGAUACAUUCAUAUAUAUAUAUAUAUA